CUCCAUCAUCAACCAACAAUAACCAUCACUUUUCAAGACCCACAAAAGCAAUCACAAACACAAUGGGUCAAUACGACAGAAAAGCGCAAUCGCAAAGAAAACACGGCCCCAUCCUCAGCAGCAGCGCCUCCAAAGCCCCAGCGCGACCCCCACCAAUCGCAAAACCAGAAUGGCGAGGAAACGGUUACAUGAAAAAGGCCAAGCCGAAACCUCACUUGGAUGCGCCAAAGGACCAACCUACCCCUCAGGACCAAUGUUUACCUGUCGAGCUGCAACAACUUGUUUUGAACAUUUUCAAGGAUUCGUUUGCGGCUUCUGAGGACUUUGAGGCGCUGAUACCGGUGUUGAAGGAGGUUAAUGAGAAAGUUUUGGAGAGGGAUUGGGAGGGGGCGUUUGGAGGUGAGGAGAAGAGGGAGGGGUAUGCUUUGAGGUGGAGUCCGAGUAGGGCGUUGGCGUUUGCGAAUGUGAUGGCUGAGUUUUGUGAGGAGAGAGCUGAAGAUGAUUGGGUCCAACGUUUGUCAAAGUCAUCGGCCAAAGCAAUUUGUUUUGGAGGAGGUGCUGCUGAGAUUAUGGCGUUCGCUGGACUGUUACGGCAUUUGAGAUCUGAUGCUGCUGGACGACCUCAAUCAGAACUGGAUGCCGCUAAAGAGGAUCCUUCGACGGAGGCAUCAGCACCAAUCCUGGAUCUCACACUCAUCGACUCAGCAGACUGGUCUUCAGUAAUCUCAAAACUCCAAACAGGAGCAACAACACCACCAACUCUGUCAAAAUACGCGAGCGCCUCAGCCAGAGCUUCGAAUGCCGCUUUACUAUCACCCUCAACCCUCAACAUCAAUUUCACACAACACGACAUCUUCACCCUCACCACCACCCAACUCCGCCAACUCAUCGGCGACAAACCAAUCCUGGUAACCCUGUUCCUCACCCUCUCCUCCCUCUACAAAACCUCAAUCUCAAAAACCUUGGCUCUUUUCGUAAGAUUGGACGCUCUCCUCCCUCCCAACAGCACAAUCCUCAUCAUCGACACCAUCAUCGCUUCCAUCUUCCAACCCAUCCCAAACUCGGAAGACGUCAAAGAAUACACCAUGGAGCAAUUGACCGAUCGAGCACUCCUCGGCAAACUCCCCAUCGAAAAAGUCCAAGUCCAAGGAAAAGGCAAAAAAGCCCUCGAGGAAGAGGAAAAAUCGAAGCCGGAAAUCCGGUGGGAGAAAAUUUGCAAGCAGGAGAUGAAGGUGAAUAAAUUGGAAGAGGGAUUGAGGUAUCCGGGUAGUUUGGAGAAUGUGAGGUUUCAAGUGCUUGCGUAUCAGAGAUUGUAAGGGUUUGGUUAGAAAACGCACGUAUACAGUUAUAGCUCAGAAAGCAAGGGAUCUAUCAUGCUCUCUUGAACUUCUUUUCGGACGAUCACUCUUAAUGAUGAUGAUUACUUGGGGUCGGUGUGGUGUGAUCUUUUGGAUCGCUUUCCUGCAUUGGAAUUCACUUGGCCUAAUCAUCACCCCCGAAUUACGAGCGAGCGCGACAGUUCUUGGCCUUUUAAAAUUGUCUAGGUGCAGAUGUUCCUUCCCAGUGUAUUGGGUAAAACGAUUUGAUCAAGUCACGUUCCUCCUCGAGGAAAUUCACAUGUG
Aureobasidium pullulans EXF-150 is the source of this 1622-nucleotide messenger RNA. RefSeq lists its product as uncharacterized. NCBI's taxonomy places the organism in Eukaryota, Fungi, Ascomycota, Dothideomycetes, Dothideales, Saccotheciaceae. The transcript has a single exon. Bases 63 to 1316 code for a protein of 417 amino acids. The record is from RefSeq and is a predicted model, not a curated record.